AUGUCAUGUGAAUGGUUUGAAAGAAUUGGACGACCACGAUACGUGGUAGCACCUAUGGUAGAUGCAAGUGAGCUUGCUUGGAGGUUACUAAGUCGGCGACAUGGUGCCGAUUUGUGUUACACACCUAUGUUACAUAGUGCUAUUUUUGUAAAAGAUGCCAAAUAUCGCAAGGAAAAUUUCACUACAUGUCCUGAAGAUCGCCCUUUAAUUGUUCAGUUUUGUGGAAACAAUCCUGAAACAUUGGCUGCUGCUGCUAAAAUAGUUGAAAAGGAUUGCGAUGCUAUUGAUAUUAACCUUGGUUGCCCGCAGUCCAUUGCCAAACGUGGAAGAUAUGGAGCAUUUCUUCAAGAAGACUGGGAUUUGUUGAGAGACAUUGUUUCUACAAUGUCUAAGGCAGUUUCAGUACCAAUAACAUGUAAAAUAAGAAUUCUUGAAACCAUAGAAAGGUCAAUAAACUAUGCAUUAAUGUUACAAGAAUCAGGAUGUAAAUUACUUACCUUACAUGGAAGGACAAGAGACCAAAAGGGACCACUGACAGGUGUUGCCAAUUGGGAUUAUAUCAAAGCUGUUAGAAAUGCUAUGUCCAUUCCGAUGUUUGCAAAUGGUAAUAUUCAAUGCUUAGAAGAUGUAUUCAGAUGUAUAGAAAAUACUAAAGUUGAUGGUGUAAUGAGUGCCGAAGGAAAUCUUACUAACCCUGCAAUAUUCAAAGGUAUAAAUCCAGUUUCAUGGGAUAUAGCUCUGGAAUACCUUGAUUUAGUUGAGAAAUAUCCAUGCCCCACAUCUUUUAUAAGAGGCCAUUUAUUUAAAAUAUUUCACAAAAUAUUUUCAUAUCCAGAGAACAAUACUGAAAGAGAAAUUCUUGCUACUGCUCAAAAUCUGGAUGAUUUUAAAACUGUGUCUCAGAUGCUUAAGGACAAAUAUCUACCAUACCACCUGGGUGAACUUGUAUUUAGUAACAAUGAAAAUCUAACUAGACAAGGUUUUAAUUUGAUAUUACCCCCAUGGGUUUGUCAACCAUAUGUCCGCAUGUCUCCAGAAGCUCACACAGAAAAGAUGGACAAUAUAAACAAAAAACAGAACAAUAACAGUGAAAGCAAGCGAAGUCUUGAAGAUCUAGAAGGCAAUCCUAUUUCGAGAAAGAAAAUGAAAAAAUUGAUGAAAAGUAUGAGAAAACCAAAUAAAGCAAACUCUGAAAAACAGCCCCCUAGAACUGGAUAUAUAUGUUCCAAUAAAUUAUGUCCAAAUCCUCUUGGAGGAAAAUGCAGCUAUCAAUUUUGUAAAAAGUGUUGCCGUAACAAAUGCUAUGAGGAUGAUCUUGAUUGUAAAGGCCAUGGAAUACUAGUCCACACAAGGAGAGAAACUGCAAAAAAGUUUGCAUCUGAGAAUUCUAUAGGUUAA
Molecule: messenger RNA, 1398 nt
Organism: Pieris macdunnoughi
Lineage: Eukaryota; Metazoa; Arthropoda; Insecta; Lepidoptera; Pieridae
Source: the annotation of a GenBank genome assembly